AAUGAUGUUGUUCCAUUCCUAGAAAGUGCUUAUGAUACAAAGAGAGAUCUUGAAGCUGAGCACAAUUUUCAACCACGUAGUUUCUUCAACUUUCUCAAUGGCUGGUUUUUCCAACCAGGGAAGUUCUCCCUCCAUGAAUUUGUGGAAGAAUAUCCGCUUGCUCGAGGAGAACCAAAAAGCAAAAUGGAGAAUGCCUCAUAUUUUGUUCACUUGAUGAGCUGGUGGGAACACAGGAACGAUCCAAAUGUCUUGUUUUUUUUCUACGAGGACAUGAAAGACGACUUGGAGAGCGCAGUCAGAAAGGUUGCAUCAUUCAUAGGAAUUGAAGACGAAGAAAAAAUUAAAAAAGCUGUUGAAAGAAGUUCCUUUGAAUUCAUGAAGAGCAACGGGGAGAAAUUCACUCCUGUGCGCGUUGCAAAAUAUAGAAAUAAAAUUUGUGGUUUUCCAGAGGGAGCCGUGGGUAGAAUAGUCGCCACAGGAUCUGCGACUAAAGGACGAGAAAUGAUGGAUGAGAAGACUAAAGAAAUGAUUCAGGCAAAGUGGAAUGACGUGGUUUGGAAACAGACUGGAUUUCAAGAUUACCAAGAGCUGAGAAACGCAUUCAAAAAGGAAAACGAAAAUAAAUAAAUGAAUAAAUGAACUAAAUGGAAUAACAUCUAAUUAGAAAAAUUAUAUUCUAUCUUAGCAAACCAUAAUAUGAAAUAAUUAAAUGCUAUUAAAUUAACGAUAAUUUGUCGGUGAUCAAAGAAUUUAAUCAACAAAUAAUAGACUGACAUAAGCAGAAUUUAUUUAAAAAACUUCUCGUUUCACGAAAUGGUGACUAGCUUUACAGUAGUUUGGUUAAAUUUGCGUAUGCACAGACUGACACGUCAAGAAUAUGCACCAGGGGCCAGUUGUAUAAAACUCUUUAAAUUUUUCAUAACUUAGAAUCAAAUGUGGUAUAACAACUGCCUAAAAUAGACAAAACACUUCUCGACCUGAGGGCCUUCGUUAGGAGAGUUAGUACAUUUUUCAGAGUUAACUUAUAAAUACACGACUCUGAUUGGCCACUUCUAUCCUUAAUUAAAAGUUAACUUUAUAGUCUUUAAUACAACUAGGGCCAGGGCAAAUCGUCCUUAUGAAUAUCGGUGAUUUGGUGUUCGUUUAUUAUUGUGUAAAGGCAAUCUAUUCUACUUGACUAUUCUACCCACGUGAUCAUGCUGUAUGAAGAUAUGCAGAUAUGAAGAGGUUAUGAUUGUUGCAAGAAAGCAUGAGAUGAAUAUUGAGUAGGGAAUGUAUGGAUUUGCAUACUUUUAAGGCUUCAGUGAUUCAAACAACAUACCACAUAUUGUAAAAUUGCAACACAGCGAGCGAGUUUUGAAAGCUUGACAAGUGACAGUUGUGCCACUGUCCCUUCUAACAGGCCUUAGGGAAUGUCUUUUGAGAAAACGCGGGCAGCUGAAAGCCCAGAAAUGCAACUUUUUAAGCAAAGAUUAUCCAAAUUUUAUUCAGAGCAUGGUCGACUUCAUGGUCUGAAUUUUAAACCGCGAUCAGACGAUGUGUUCGUUGUAACUUCGCCCAAAUGUGGUACAACAUGGAUGCAACAGAUCUUACACCAGCUACGAAGUGGUGGAGAUAUGUCAUUUGAUGAAAUCAAUGAUGUUGUUCCUUAUUUAGAAACUGCUUAUGAUUUAGAGAUAGACCUUGAAGCUGAGCACAACUUUCAACCACGAUGUUACAAGACCCACGCUUGGUAUCCCGACUGUCCCAAAGGUGCUAAAUACAUUGUCAUCUACCGUGAACCAUGUGCUUCUUUCAGUAGUUACUUUAACUUUUUGAAAGGCAGGUUUUUUCAACCUGGGGAGAUUUCCCUCCAUGAAUUUGUGGAAGAAAUUCAGCUUGCUCGAGGAGAACCAAAAAGCAAAAUGGAGAGCGCUUCAUAUUUUGUUCACUUGAUGAGCUGGUGGGAACACAGGAACGAUCCAAAUGUUUUGUUUUUGUUCUACGAGGACAUGAAAGACGACUUGAAGAGCGCAGUCAGAAAGGUUGCAUCGUUCAUAGGAAUUGAAGACGACGAAAGAAUUAAGAAAGCUGUUGAAAUGAGUUCCUUUGAAUUCAUGAAGAGCAACGAGAGGAAAUUUACUCCUGUGCGCGUAGCAAAAUAUCGAAAUAAAAUUUGUGGUUUACCUGAGGGAGCCGUAGGUAGAAUGGUCGUCACAGGAUCUGCGACUAAAGGACGAGAAAUGAUGGAUGAGAAGACUAAAGAAAUGAUUCAAGCAAAGUGGAAUGAGGUGGUUUGGAAACAGACUGGAUUUCAAGAUUACCAACAGCUGAGAAAUGCAUUCAAGAAGCAAAACGGAGAUCAAUGAACAAAUUAAACUAUUAAAAUGAAAUUGCAGCUAUUAAGCAAAGGUUGCUUUCAAAGAACUAUUCUAAGUUUCAUUCCAGUGUAAGGCCGUCAUCAAGGCCAAAGGAAGGUCAACAAAAUAUGAAUAUUUUAUACUCAGCUCAGCAUGUCUAUAUUUACUCGUAUAUAUUGUUAGAGGGACAGUUACGUUCAUUUGAGAGAAUUUUAACUGU
Molecule: messenger RNA, 2559 nt
Organism: Dendronephthya gigantea
Lineage: Eukaryota; Metazoa; Cnidaria; Anthozoa; Malacalcyonacea; Nephtheidae
Product: amine sulfotransferase-like
Exons: 5
Coding region: 1413-2348 (311 amino acids)
Biological process (GO): sulfation
Cellular component (GO): cytoplasm
Molecular function (GO): sulfotransferase activity
Source: RefSeq, a predicted model, not a curated record